UCACGCAAUCACAUCAGUUUUUAUUAAAAAAAACAGCCGGCUUGUGAACUUGUUUGAGAAACAUUUUGUUUUGUUAGCAGUUUUUGUGCAAAAAUCCAGCAGGAUUCAGUUUUGCAAAAAUGUCCUCACCUGCGCCAAAGUCUCCGGAGCUGUCGGACAAGAGUCGGAAGUACGAUCGUCAGAUUCGUCUGUGGGGUGAGCACGGCCAGACGUUGCUAGAAAAUGCUCAGAUUUGCCUAAUCAACGCUACCGCCUUGGGGACGGAAAUAUUAAAAGGAGUGGUUCUACCCGGUAUCGGAGGAUUCACUAUAGUGGACAAUGGGAUUGUUACAGAGGAAGAUAUUGGUUGUAAUUUUUUCCUUGAUUUGACUUCGGUUGGUCAACCGAGGGCGAAAAGUGCAACCCAGUUUCUACAGGAACUAAAUCCGGAUGUACAUGGUGAUCAUGUGGAGGAGAAUGUUGAUCAACUGAUUGAAGCGCAGCCGGAAUUUUUCAAAAGUUUUGAUGUGGUUGUUGCCACAGCUGUGAACGAACGAACAACUGUGCGGCUAUCGAAUUUACUUUGGGAUCAGCACAUUCCGUUUAUUGUGUGCCGGUCGCUUGGAUUCUAUGGGGUAGCUCGGCUACAGGUAAAGGAACAUUGCGUCAUUGAAUCUCAUCCGGACAGUCGACAAAGUGACCUUCGUCUGGAGCAUCCUUUCGAAGCGCUGAAGAAGCACAUGACUGAAACGGAGCUCACCCCCAAGGUGCCCUGGCUGGUAGUGAUGUACAAGUGCCUGCAGGAAUGGGUGGACGCUCACGAGGGAAGAUAUCCGAGCAAUUACAAGGAAAAGUCAGAACUGAGGGAACUAAUACGGUCCAAGAUGACUGCGGAUGAGGAAAACUUUGAAGAAGCGAUAAAAGCAGUUAAUUCCAGCUUUGGAGCGGGCAAACCAAGCUCCGGAAUCAGGGAGAUUUUGGCUGAUGAUUGUUGUCUGAAUGUUAACAAAGAGAGUAACGCUUUCUGGAUUCUUUCUAGGGCACUGAAGGAUUUUGUAGAAAAUGAGGGAAACGGUUUACUUCCGUUGCCGGGUGUUCUGCCUGACAUGACAGCGGACACAGCUUCGUACAUAAACCUACAGAAUGUAUAUCGGUCGCAGGCAGUCCACGAUGCGGAAAUUGUAUAUCGUCGUACCCGACAGUUGCUAAAGGAAUUAAACAAACCAAACGAUUUGAUCAGCGAGAAAGAUGUGCGCUUGUUCUGUCGGGAAGCGGCCAACAUAGCCAUAGUUCGGGGAACAAAAAUUGCGGACGAGUACGAUAAAGGCUACAAAGCGACUCAGAUCUCUGCGGGUUUGGAAACGCCCAACUCAUUGAUGGUUCAUUACAUGACGUUGCGUGCGGUGGACAAGUUUCAGGCGGAAUACGGCUACCUGCCGGGGGAGUGCCAGGUUGAGGUCGACACUUCGAGGAUUAAAAGCCUAGCGGCAAAAAUGGUUAGCGAAUGGGGCAUUAGUACGCCACCGAUCAGUGAUGAUUUGGCCCAUGAAGUUUGCCGCUAUGGAGGAGCGGAGAUUCAUAGUAUUUCCGCCUUCUUUGGAGGAUGUAUUGCUCACGAGCUGAUCAAGUUGGUUACGAAACAGUACAAGCCUUUUGACAAUACCUUCAUUUACGAUGGGACCACGACACAGACAGAAACAUUCAAACUUUGAACUGGGAAAGGUCAGUAGUACUAUAUGGAAAGUAGCUUGGCUUUCGUCGUUGAUCCGUAACUAUCAAAAUAUAAUAUUGCUAACGGCAAAAUAUCUUUACUUUCCCAGAGAAAUAAAUAAA
Molecule: messenger RNA, 1812 nt
Organism: Topomyia yanbarensis
Lineage: Eukaryota; Metazoa; Arthropoda; Insecta; Diptera; Culicidae
Gene: APP-BP1
Product: nedd8-activating enzyme E1 regulatory subunit
Exons: 3
Coding region: 120-1691 (523 amino acids)
Biological process (GO): protein ubiquitination; protein neddylation; DNA damage response
Cellular component (GO): cytoplasm; nucleus
Molecular function (GO): ubiquitin activating enzyme activity; NEDD8 activating enzyme activity
Source: RefSeq, a predicted model, not a curated record